CUGGUGCUCGCCGAGGAAGCUCACAGCCUACGGCGCACCGAUCUUUCUGAUCCUGCCUUUGGAGCAGCUAGAUUGCCAACCUUGGCUGCUCCAUCGGCCUGCCGCCCCUUACCUGCGAUUGCAUAUGAACUUUUCUUCCUUCUUGCACACCGUUGUCGUCGGAGUCGUCGAGAUCGUCGUGGCGCUCGCGUGAUGGCCUUCGUCCGUUUAGAGUAGUGUAGUUAGUUAGGGGCCAUCGAAGAAGAAAGAAGACGCGAAUAGUGCAGAGAUGCUGGAGGUGGUCAGUUACUAAGCUAGAGUAAGAUAGUGGAGCAAAACCAGCCAAACCUGUCCGGGGGUGCACGGUCGCCCAGAGGAGGUCGACUCGCCGGUGCUUACUAUCGCGCCGAGCUCCCUCCGUCCCUCCCUCCGCCGAGGCGCGAGAUUGCGGCGCGCAGCGCAGCGCAGCGCACUGACUGCCGCGGGCUCCGCUGGGCGAUUGCAGCCGGGUCCGUUUGUCGUCUAGCUGCCGCCGCGGCGACCGUUGCCUUGUCUUCCUCCCGGACGCUUGUGAGAUAUCAUCCAAUAUCCAUGAGCAUCUAUAGGCCAACCGUCACCAUCCUUCAAAAAUAAUUAAAGGAUGGAAUUAUGAAUCCAAUCUGUUACAUUUCCUCUUCAAAAUUUUAAACUUUGGUUGCUUAACACCGAAGCAAUCAUGGUGAACCUGAGGAAAGCGGUGCAUUCGUUCCUUGUGCACCUAAUUGGCCUACUGGUUUGGCAAUGCGAUAUUUCUGUGAGCCCUGUUGCAGCUCUAGUAACUGACAUUUUCAAUACCUCCGAUGGUGGACGCUUCAAAUUCCCAGACGGGGUACAAAACUGGCCAGCACUUUCAAUCGUCAUCAUAAUAAUCUUGACAAUAGGUGGCAACAUUCUCGUUAUCAUGGCAGUAAGCUUGGAAAAGAAACUGCACAAUGCCACCAACUAUUUCUUAAUGUCCCUAGCCAUUGCUGAUAUGCUAGUGGGACUACUUGUCAUGCCACUGUCUCUGCUUGCAAUCCUUUAUGAUUAUGUCUGGCCACUACCUAGAUAUUUGUGCCCCGUCUGGAUUUCUUUGGAUGUUUUAUUUUCUACAGCGUCCAUCAUGCACCUCUGCGCUAUCUCGCUGGAUCGGUAUGUAGCAAUACGUAAUCCUAUUGAGCAUAGCCGUUUCAAUUCGCGGACUAAGGCCAUCAUGAAGAUUGCUAUUGUUUGGGCAAUUUCGAUAGGUGUGUCAGUUCCUAUCCCAGUGAUCGGACUGAGAGAUGAAGAGAAAGUGUUCGUCAACAACACCACCUGCGUGCUGAACGACCCGAAUUUCGUUCUCAUUGGGUCCUUCGUCGCGUUCUUCAUCCCGUUGACGAUCAUGGUGAUUACGUACUGCCUGACGAUCUACGUUCUUCGCCGGCAAGCUCUGAUGUUACUGCACGGCCACAUCGAGGAACCGCCUGGAAUAAACUGGAACUUUCUGAAGUGGUGCAAGAGGAACGCUGCGGAGGAAGAGAACCCGGCCAACCCUCACCAGGACGGGAACCCACGCCGAAGGAAGAAGAAAGAGCGACGCCCCAGGGGCACCAUGCAAGCCAUCAACAAUGAACGGAAAGCGUCCAAAGUCCUCGGCAUUGUUUUCUUUGUGUUUCUGGUUAUGUGGUGCCCGUUUUUCAUUACCAAUAUUCUGUCGGUUCUGUGCGGGAAGGCCUGUAACCAAAAGCUCAUGGAAAAGCUUCUGAAUGUGUUUGUUUGGAUUGGCUACGUCUGUUCAGGAAUUAACCCUCUGGUGUACACGCUUUUCAACAAAAUUUACCGAAGGGCUUUCUCUAACUAUCUGCGCUGCAAUUAUAAGGCAGAAAAGAAACCUCCGGUGAGACAGAUGCCGAGGGUGGCCGCUACUGCUUUGUCAGGGAGAGAGCUUAACGUUAACAUUUAUCGGCAUACCAACGAACCUGUGCUUAAGAAAGCUGAUGACAAUGAGCCCGGUAUAGAGAUGCAAGUGGAGAAUUUGGAGCUACCAGUUAAUCCCUCCAGCGUGGUUAGUGAAAGGAUCAGCAGUGUAUAAUGAGCAGGGUACAAGCAGCACAGUCUUUCCCUACGGCAAAGCUACAAAUGUAGGGAAAGGUCUUAGAAUUCUUCUGUCGGUCAUCACUAAUGUAAAUACCGUUGUCUGAUAAAAAGUGUUUUGUAUAUAGCUUUGCAACCCUGUACUUUACAAUCAUGCACACGACAGUGAGAUUUAGGGGUCUAUAUUUACUGUUUAUAAUAGAUGGAGAAUAACUUAUUUUGAUUAUUUAAUGCAUAAAAUGUUGAUGUUUCUACUAUCCCUCCCUUCCUAUUUCCUUCCCUCCUUCUCCCUCUUUCUUUCGUUCUCUCUCUCUUUCCCUCUCUCUUUUUCUUUUGGGCAUAAGAAAAUGUUGAUGUUGAUCUCAGGUGGCAUUUGCAGGAGACCAGAAUGACGCACGUGACAGUGGUUAUUUCAACCACACCAAAAUUAACGAACUCAGUGGACUCUUUUUCCGGGUUGACAGUAAAUAUACACUUUAAAUUCUUGCUCUGCUCAUCUACACACAUAAACACAGUAAGAUAGGUUCUGCCUUGUGAUACCUUAUCACAUGCAUUGGCGAGUCAAAGGUAGAACUUAGCCUCGUUGUCACAUAUAGGGGCAAAAUUUGACAUUGUCCGGAUGUCGUGUUGGUAUUUUACUGCAAUGUCCGUCCCCAUAGUGGUAUUUUAACAUAGCAGCUGGUUAACCAGGACUACAGAAGUGGAAGGAUGAUACGAGAUAUAUACACCAAUAGCUUUUCACUUCUUAAGGACAAUGUUCAAAUUCUGAUUAUCACGACAAGCAAACUGGAAUUAGUGUUUUCAUUCUGGUCCUUAGUAAAUAUCUAAUUCUGUGAUUAAACUGGGGAACAAGAUCCCAGAGUUAUUUCCCAAUCCAGGAUUCAACAUCAAUUGGGUUUUGAUCUCAGGAUCCUGGAAAUUCGUGUGCUACACACAAAGUGAAAUUAGCAUUUUGAGCCUUAUUAAAAUAUUUUCAUAAUUAUGGUACCUCUAUCUAUAGGACCCAAUUUCGCAGUCCAUUUUUGAGUAAAACUUGUGCUGGAAGCAUAGAUGAUCAAAACCUUGGAAGUUUUACUUGAUUAAGGACUACAGAAUUAGGCCCUUAGAAUGUGAAAAAAAAAAAAAAGUAAAAACAAGCUUGUACUGAACUCUGGGAAAAAAAAAAAAAACAACAGAAAUACAGAGUUUCCAUUUGGAUUUUAAACAAAAUUUAUCUCAUUUUCAGAUCCUUCCAAACUCUCUAGUGCAGGAAAAGGCUGCAGCUAAUUUGUGAAAGUGGCAAGCUCUUCAUUGUACUGCAAUUAUGUACCAGAAGUUUAAAAUCUUUGUUAAAAUAAUAGUGUUGUGUCACAAUAAGUGUUGGCCAUUGUUUCAUUCGUGGGCCUGCUGCUCUAAGAAUUCAGUACCAUUUAACUAGUUUGUUAACCACGAAAGGUUUUCAAGCAUCGCUAAAGUCAGACCAUGAAGUCUAUGCUGUGUGCCGAGUAUCCAAGUGUUGCCACUAUUUCCAUGUGUGUCCAUUUCACACAACUGUGGAUCAAUUUCUGAAGAAUUCAUGAUGCUAUCUCUUAUGCCUGACAGUUACUUACACACCUUAGUGUGUGCUUCUCAAGAUCUCGAAAUCCGUGAAGGCAGAAUCUGAAUUUCAGAGAACCCCUGGUCUAUGUUCUCAACACACAGCAUAGAUAAAUCCAACAGUCUGCCACAGGGGCAGUGGGAGAGCUGCUGUAUUUGAGGAAACUCAUACAGUCUGUUUGAUUAGCAACACUGCCAAAUGUCAGUCAAUUGCUUGAGCAUGCCCCAAUACACCAUGAAAGUCAAGUCUACCUGCCUGUUAGCUCUGUUGAAUUGCAUGUUAAAACAAUUAUAGGAAAUUGAAUGAGAUGAUCUAAUUCUUACUGAAACGAAGACGUCUGAAGACACACAGCAUGCAUUGAGCAUGAGUUCUGCACAUACGGAUGGAGUCCUGCAUGUAUGCCAUGUAUGUUGCAUGAAUCCAUCGAUUUGUAUUAACGUAAGGCAGAGUAGAUGAUACAAAAAGGACUGGAGGAAAUCCUUCAGCAGUCCUUGAGAUGACACGCAUUCAGAUCUGAAGUAUUGUGAGUAUUAGAGAAAAUUGGAAACAUCUGAUUUCUUUUCUUAACUAUCAGGGCAAGCUCAUAGCACAUGUUUUACAAAGAAAUAAAAUAUAAACCACAGAUUUUGAAAAGCACUAGCAAUAAGUUGAAUGAUAAUAGCUUAUAGCACAUUUGUUAAUAAUUCUUAUGUCAUCAAGUAGUAGUACUUAAUAGUACCCAACACAGUAAUUAUUCUCAAAUCGUGUGCUAUUCGUAAGUUCUGUGCAGUUUGGUAUGAAACAAAUAUACUCAUUUGGAUAUAAAUCUUACAGUUCAAUGUUAAAUCUACAAACUUUUGUAAAUGUUUUAAAAAGAAAAAGUCCAUGUGAUAAACGUAAACGUGGUGAAUUUACUGUCGAACAAAUCAUUUUGAUGUACUAUUAUAUAUGUAUAUCUGUUUAAGACACGUGCAACAGACUGCCUUAUAUUAUUUCCUGUAAAUCUUCUCCUUGGUCAAAUGGUACUUUUUGUGAGUGGUUGCAAAGUGUUGUCUUAUUUGUGGUUCCUGUAUGUUAUCCAUUCCAAGUUUUUGUGAUACUU
Molecule: messenger RNA, 4730 nt
Organism: Mustela erminea (ermine)
Lineage: Eukaryota; Metazoa; Chordata; Mammalia; Carnivora; Mustelidae
Gene: HTR2C
Product: 5-hydroxytryptamine receptor 2C
Exons: 6
Coding region: 695-2071 (458 amino acids)
Biological process (GO): feeding behavior; G protein-coupled receptor signaling pathway, coupled to cyclic nucleotide second messenger; locomotory behavior
Cellular component (GO): plasma membrane; dendrite
Molecular function (GO): neurotransmitter receptor activity; G protein-coupled serotonin receptor activity
Source: RefSeq, a predicted model, not a curated record